UUGCUCCUUGGCUCCGCCCCCACCUUUGAAACGUCAACAGCGGCAAACUUUCGGGCUCCUUUGGGGGGGAAAAUGAGCGGCCGAGUCGAGGCGCCGCGGUGGAGGAAGGUGCCCUCCGUUACCGGAGUCAUCCCGCGGUCCAGGCACGGACACCGGGCGGCGGUGAUCCGCGAGCUGAUCAUCGUUUUCGGGGGAGGGAACGAGGGGAUAGCGGAGGACCUCCACGUUUACAACACGGUCUCAAAGCAGUGGUUUCUUCCUGCGGUGAGGGGGGACAUCCCACCAGGGUGCGCCGCUCAUGGAUUUGCCUGCGAGGGCACGCGCAUCCUGGUCUUUGGCGGCAUGGUUGAGUACGGGAAGUACACAAACAGCCUGUACGAGCUUCAGGCCAGCCGGUGGCUUUGGAAGAAGCUGAAGCCGAGGGCCCCCAGAAACGGCUCCCCUCCGUGCCCUCGGAUCGGGCACAGCUUCACCCUGUUGGGGGGCAAGUGUUACCUGUUUGGAGGCCUGGCCAACGACAGCGAGGACCCCAAUCGCAAUGUGCCGAGGUACCUGGACGACUUCUACGAGCUGGAGCUGCAGCCGACGACGGGGGCCAAAGGCUGGAACAUCCCUGACACCAAGGGCGGCGGCCCGUCUGCGCGGGAGUCCCACACCUGCGUCGCCUACUCGGGCCUGGGUCCCCCCAAGCUCUACGUGUUUGGGGGGAUGCAGGGAUGCCGCCUGAAUGACCUCUGGCAGCUGGAUCUCAACUCCAUGGUUUGGUCCACGCCCCAGACGUACGGCUCCACUCCUCUACCCAGAAGUCUUCACUCGGCGAACGUCAUCGGAAACAAGAUGUACGUUUUUGGCGGCUGGGUUCCCGCCCCGGGGUCAGACGGACACAUUACCGCCGGAACCGAGUGGAUCUGCUCCAACUCUUUGGAUUGUCUUAACUUCGACGCCAUGUUCUGGGAGAGCCUGAGCCCAGAGCAGCAGGACGACGUGGAAUCGCAGCCGGCGAACCCGGGCCCGCAGGUCGACGACCCGUACGCCUGUUGGCCCAGAGCCAGGGCGGGCCACUGCGCCGCCUCCGUCGGCCCCAGGCUUUACAUCUGGAGCGGCCGCGACGGCUACCGCAAGAGCUGGAACUACCAGGUGUGCUGCAAGGACCUCUGGUACCUGGAGACAGAUCGACCCGCCACACCAGAAGGCGUGAUGCUGGUCAAAUCCACCAUCAGCAUGCUGCACGUGGCGUGGCGCCCCCUGGCUGGAGCAGACUGCUACAUCCUUCAGAUGCAGCCCGUGGCCAGGCUUCCAGCCGCCAAGUCGGUGGAGACGGCCGCAGCAGAAAGUGGGAAACCUGCAGGUGCCCAGUCUCUUCAGAAUCAAAACGCGGACACGUCCGGUCCAGAGCAGAAGGCAUCGGCCCAGUUCCAGGAUCCAUCAGUGCAACCAGACGGAACCAAAGCAGAGGAUUGGAGUGCCGGGAGAGGGACGGAGGUUUCGGGGUCCAAAAAAUGCGCUGGAGGGGCGAUGGAAGACAGCAGCUCAGCUCUGCAGCAGCCAGACAAACAAAUCGCUUCAGCUGACAGAGCGGGGGAUCUGUACACCAACACAGAUCAGGUCAAGGAGAAUCAAGAUGGCUCCACGUGGUUCGACGUGGGUGUGUUUAAAACGCUGUACUCUGAGGUCAGCCACUACUUCCUGCCCGCUGAAGACAACCAGCCGCUCCACCAGAAGAAGCUCCCCGGGCCUCAGGACUAUCAGGGCAGGGAGAAGAGAGAGCUGAGUCCAGGCCAGAUGUACAGGUUCAGAGUCGCGGGAAUAAACUGCUUCGCUCAGGGAGACUUCAGCCCAGCCAGCGAGUUUAGGACCUGCCACCCCGGCUUUCCCGGAGCGCCCGCUGCCGUCAAAAUUUCCAAGGUCGGUGAUUCGGUGCAGAUUACCUGGGAGGCCCCCUCGUCUCCGUCAGGCCGGAUCGUGGAGUACUCCAUGUACCUGGCGGUGAGGAAGAGCCGCUCCAGCUCCGAUCGGCCGGGGCAGAUGGCCUUCAUCCGCAUUUACCGCGGCACCAAGACAUCCUGCCUGGUCAGCUCCACCCAGCUGGAGAACGCCCACAUCGACAGCUCCCUGUCCAGCCGCCCCGCCGUCGUCUUCCGCAUCGCGGCCAAGAAUGAGCAGGGCUACGGGCCGGCGACGCAGAUCCGCUGGAUCCAAGAUCCCAUUAACGUGCGGGUCUCAAAAACAGACAGCAGUGCUGAGGCAGAUCCAGACGCAGCUGACAGCUCCAGCUGAGACGGUCCUGGACCGGCUACUUGAAAAGAAAUCCACUCAGGAAGUUGAAUUGAACAUUUCCUAAACAUCUUUCCUAAUUUAUUUUUCUGUUUGUGAUGAAGCUGUAAAUAGAUGAAUGGAUAAUUUAACCUCCAACUGUUUUUUUUUUCUUUUAAAUAAUCUCUAACUCUAAUAUGAAGUUGUCAGUUGAGAUAUAUUCAUAUAUGAUUGAAACACCCGUAAUAAAUACUCCAAUGUUUGACAAAUUGUACACUAAACCCAGUUUUAGACUCCUGUAAAAUCUGGCUGUAUUUAUUAGAGUACAAAGGUUGUAUUCUGGUUCUCGCCGGUUCAAAACCUUUAGUGUGUGAUUUCUCAUUCGAACACUGCAUGGUACGUCUAAUGUAUGCAUGAGCUUAGUUGGGUGGAUUUUAGAUUUUCAAAUAAAACUAAUGUUGCCUUACAUUUAGCCGUAAACUGCGCAACGAUAUUAGUCCAAUAAAACUGUAAAAGGGCUUGUAUUUUAAGGCUGACCCGGCCCCAGAUUGUAGGGGCCGAGGGAGAAUAUAAGCUGGGGCCCUAAUUCCAGUUCACAUUAUUUAUUUAAACAUCAUGCAGAAAUAACAUGACAUGACUUGGUAAAGUUGGAAAAGAGGGACUAGUGGUUAUCAAUUGCUUGAUAUGUAGUGGUAAUGAUGACUAUCAAAAAAUACAUUUUUAUAACUGUAUUUUUAUAACUCCAAGCUCCAAUAAAUUACAAAAAUGUAUUUAGAGAAUUAA
This is a messenger RNA of Fundulus heteroclitus (mummichog), 3036 nucleotides long. RefSeq names its product host cell factor 2. Gene Ontology annotation, molecular function: transcription coactivator activity; protein binding. The transcript has 17 exons. Gene Ontology annotation, biological process: chromatin remodeling; regulation of DNA-templated transcription. Bases 73 to 2277 code for a protein of 734 amino acids. Lineage: Eukaryota; Metazoa; Chordata; Actinopteri; Cyprinodontiformes; Fundulidae. The record is from RefSeq and is a predicted model, not a curated record. Gene Ontology annotation, cellular component: histone methyltransferase complex.